CCACCAUCUUCUUCUUCUUCAGCGCUUCACCUGCCUCUGCCAUUAGAGGGUUUUAGCGACUGAGGGAAGUAGACGCAUCAAACCAUGGCUGGGAAUCAAUUGAUAGUGCUUAACGCACUCGAUGUCGCGAAGACGCAAUUGUACCAUUUCACUGCCAUCGUCAUUGCUGGAAUGGGCUUCUUCACCGAUGCGUACGAUCUGUUCUGCAUCUCCCUCGUCACCAAACUCCUCGGGCGGAUAUAUUAUCAUGUGGAUGGUGCGCCGAAGCCCGGUUCAUUGCCUCCAAAUGUCUCUGCCGCUGUCAAUGGCGUGGCAUUCUGCGGCACUCUGGCAGGCCAGCUCUUCUUUGGCUGGCUCGGCGACAAAAUGGGGCGGAAGCGCGUCUACGGCUUAACCCUAAUUCUUAUGGUCGUUUGCUCCAUCGCCUCAGGACUUUCGUUUGGGGAUUCGCCUAAGGCCGUCAUGGCAACCCUCUGUUUCUUCAGGUUCUGGCUCGGUUUCGGCAUUGGCGGCGACUAUCCUCUUUCUGCCACCAUCAUGUCUGAAUACGCAAACAAGAAGACUAGAGGGGCUUUCAUCGCGGCAGUUUUCGCCAUGCAGGGUUUCGGGAUUCUUGGUGGCGGGAUAGUAGCUCUCAUCGUGGCGAGUGCGUUCGACCAUAAAUACAAGUCUCCUACAUACGAGGUCGACCCCAUCGGCUCCACUGUGCACCAAGCUGACUAUGUCUGGCGGAUAAUCUUGAUGUUCGGAGCUCUCCCCGCCGCGGUCACCUACUACUGGCGGAUGAAGAUGCCGGAAACCGCCCGUUACACCGCACUAGUGGCCAAGAAUGCAAAGCAGGCAGCUGCAGACAUGUCCAAGGUACUGCAAGUAGAUAUUGAAGCUGAACAGGAAAAGGUAGAUCGGCUCAUCCGCAAUAAAAAUUCCUAUGGCUUGUUCUCGAAGGAAUUUGCCCGCCGCCACGGCCUUCCUCUCCUCGGCACAGCCAGCACUUGGUUCCUACUGGACAUUGCCUUCUACAGCCAAAACCUCUUCCAAAAGGACAUCUUCACCGCAAUCGGUUGGAUCCCACCGGCUAAAACGAUGAACGCAAUCCAUGAAGUGUACAAGAUCGCAAGGGCGCAGACUCUCAUCGCCCUAUGCAGCACGGUGCCAGGGUACUGGUUCACCGUGGCUUUCAUCGACAUCCUCGGCCGGUUCUUCAUCCAAGUCAUGGGCUUCGCCUUCAUGACAAUCUUCAUGUUCGCACUUGCAAUACCGUACCAUCAUUGGACGCAAAAGGAAAACCACAUCAGUUUCGUGGUCCUGUACUCGUUCGCCUUCUUCUUUGCCAACUUCGGGCCAAACGCAACCACGUUCGUGGUGCCGGCCGAGAUCUUCCCAGCAAGGCUGCGGUCGACAUGCCACGGGAUCUCAGCGGCUGCUGGGAAGGCCGGGGCAAUCGUCGGGGCAUUCGGGUUCUUGUAUGCGGCGCAAAACAAGGACCCAACAAAGACCGACGCUGGAUACCCUGCCGGAAUCGGAAUUAAGAACUCCUUGAUCAUGCUCGGAGUCAUAAACUUUGCUGGGAUGUUGCUGACUUUCUUAGUUCCUGAAUCAAAGGGCAAGUCCUUGGAGGAUCUGACCGGCGAAAAUGAGGAAGAGACAGCUGAAACAGAACUGCAAAAUGCUUAAAUCAUAUGAUUCAACAUCGAGUGAUCGUAAGGAAAAUAUAAGAACCUAUCUGAUUGUCAUCUAUG
Eucalyptus grandis is the source of this 1739-nucleotide messenger RNA. Its product is annotated as low affinity inorganic phosphate transporter 1. Lineage: Eukaryota; Viridiplantae; Streptophyta; Magnoliopsida; Myrtales; Myrtaceae. Gene Ontology annotation, molecular function: phosphate transmembrane transporter activity. The record is from RefSeq and is a predicted model, not a curated record. The transcript has 3 exons. The coding region runs from base 85 to 1674 and encodes 529 amino acids. Gene Ontology annotation, biological process: phosphate ion transport; transmembrane transport. Gene Ontology annotation, cellular component: membrane.